This is a messenger RNA of Lactuca virosa, 1218 nucleotides long. NCBI's taxonomy places the organism in Eukaryota, Viridiplantae, Streptophyta, Magnoliopsida, Asterales, Asteraceae. The record is from the annotation of a GenBank genome assembly.
AUGGCAACGACAUCAUCACCGGAGUUACACCUUAACAAUCUCCGAGCCAUUAAAGUUUUAGGCAACGGAGCCAUGGGUACUGUCUUUCUUGUUCAUAAUCUCCUCACUGAUCCAUCUGCCCACUGCCCCUUCGCUCUCAAAGUCGUCGAGAAAUGUUCACCGGACGCUAAACAGGACGCCGACCGCCGUGCCCGUUGGGAAGUCUCCGUUCUCGAACGUCUGAAUCGGAAACCUCACCCGUUUCUCCCGUCGUUAAUCGGAUCUUUCGAGACAGAAGAUAUCCUCGCUUGGGCUAUACCGUUUUGCUCCGGAGGUGACCUUAACGUCCUUCGCCACCGUCAGAUAGACCGGGUUUUUUCUCCGGCGGUCAUCCGGUUUUACCUGGCGGAAAUCGUCUGCGCGUUACAGCACCUUCAUAGCAUGGGCAUCGUGUAUCGUGAUUUGAAACCUGAAAACAUUUUGAUUCAACAUUCGGGUCACGUGACUCUCACGGACUUCGACCUCUCACGUGUCCUCGCGCCGAAAUCGUUAAAAUCCUUAAUUCUAUCGUCCGAAGUGCCGGAAAUCCAACCAGUAGUAAACAAACAACACCGGAAGCUGCCACGUUUUUUCCCGGUGAUGGGUCGUGAGAAGACGAAUGUGAAAUUGAAGAAAGCGAAGAGCGCACGUGUGUCUCCGAUGACACGUAGAUAUGGGAGUUUUUCCAACGGCGAAAGGUCGAAUUCCUUCGUUGGAACGGAGGAGUACGUCGCACCGGAGGUUGUGCGCGGCGACGGCCAUGAGUUCGCCGUUGACUGGUGGGCAUUGGGGAUCCUCUCGUACGAAAUGUUGUACGGAACAACUCCAUUCCGUGGGAAAAACCGGAAAGAUACGUUUGGGAGAAUUCUAAUGAUGCCACCGAAGUUCACCGGAAAACCAACGCUGUUGACGGAUUUAAUCACGAAGUUACUAUCGAAAGAACCCACGCGCCGGAUAGGGUACACAAGAGGCGCGUGUGAGAUCCAAGAGCAUCCAUUUUUCGCCGGAUUAAGGUGGGAUUUACUAACGGAAGUGUUACGUCCUCCGUUUCUUCCUUCUAGAGAUGAGUCUGACUUAACGUGUAAUCCAGAUGGUAUCAACAUAACAGCGUAUUUCCAGAAGCUUAGACAACUUCCGUCACCGUUAGAAUCUCCGUCAAGAGAUGACUGUGGAUAUAACGUCUCUUUGACGGAGUUUUAG